AUGCAGUUAGCCUUCCUAGACUUCAGAGCUGAUUUUGACUUUCCUCACAGAGGAGGCCUUCUCAGCGCACUUCAGGCAGAAGGAAAUCCGGAGAAAUUCAUCCGAUUGAUUAACGGCAGGAAUGGAAGAGCAGCUGCUUCGACUCACUACGCAGUGGAACUUGAAGUGAGACAAGGGGCUGCAGUGGGACCAUUUCUGUUCACCUUCGUCGUUGACGACAACAUGGAAAGAACAGGUGGAAGGUGUCUCAAUGAUCUCGUCCUUGCACUAUCAGCGCUUUUGGUGAUUUUCAAGUAG
Molecule: messenger RNA, 297 nt
Organism: Necator americanus (New World hookworm)
Lineage: Eukaryota; Metazoa; Nematoda; Chromadorea; Rhabditida; Ancylostomatidae
Exons: 1
Coding region: 1-297 (98 amino acids)
Source: RefSeq, a predicted model, not a curated record